AUGGCGAUCUUUAACCGCAAACCCAAGGUAGCCCCCGAAGGCGAGGGCGCACCCACUGAGAAGGAGAAAGUGAAAUGGUCAAAGAGGCCGGCCAAUACCGCUUUCAAGCAACAACGACUCAAGGCAUGGCAGCCAAUCCUCACUCCCAAGGCCGUGAUACCUACGCUGUUCAUCAUCGGCAUCAUCUUCGCCCCCAUAGGAGGACUUAUAGUGUGGGGAAGCGGCAAAGUGACAACAAUAACGCUAGACUACACCCAGUGUGAUGCUAGUGGCCCCACAGACGGCAGCUUCCAGACUAUGCCUAGCGAUGCUUACAACUAUAACUUGGCAACUUCAUCUUCCGUUUCGAAAAGCUCAAUUUCUCCUCCCACCUGGACCUUCAGCAACGACUCAUCUCGUACCGUUGGUGAACAAUCCAGGUGCGAGAUCGAGUUUGAAGUUCCUUAUGACCUGGGUCCUGGCCUCUUCUUGUACUACAAGUUGAGCAACUACUAUCAAAACCACCGGAGGUACGCCAUGAGCUUUGACGCAAGUCAACUCAAGGGGGAUUAUCGAUCAUUGUCCCAGAUCAAUGGCGGUGACUGCAAGCCCAUCACUUCCAGCAAUGACAAGCCUUACUACCCAUGCGGAUUGAUAGCCAAUAGUGUAUUCAACGACACUUUUCCCCAGGUGGUGCUUCUGAAUCCUUCGAAUGGAGCGCAAAAUCAGACCUACAACUUUACUGAAUCGGGCAUUGCAUGGGGUGGCAUAGCGAAGAAUUACGCCACGGCCCCCAACUACCCAUCCUCCACCGACGUCAUUCCUCCUCCCAACUGGGCCCUCCGCUAUCCAAAUGGCUAUGUUGACGGCUUCCCCAAUCUUCGCGAGGACGAGCAUUUCCAAGUAUGGAUGAGAGUCGCGACAUUGUCAACUUUUAGAAAGUUGUGGUCUCGAAAUGAUGACGAGGUCAUGACUCAAGGAAGAUACCGCGUUGUCGCUUACAUGAACUAUCCGGUCAAGCAAUUUUCUGGCACGAAGUCAAUCGAAAUCUCCACUGUGUCAUGGAUCGGCGGCAAGCAGCCAUUCUUGGGUUGGGCCUACAUUGCCGCGGCUAUUCUCUGCGUGGCACUAGCUGUGGCAGGUUUGAUUAGGCACCUUGUCAAGCCCAGGAAGCUUGGAGAUAUGUCCCUUUUGUCAUGGAACCAGCCAGGUGCUCAGCGAUAG
Molecule: messenger RNA, 1203 nt
Organism: Cryptococcus wingfieldii CBS 7118
Lineage: Eukaryota; Fungi; Basidiomycota; Tremellomycetes; Tremellales; Cryptococcaceae
Product: transcription regulator
Exons: 10
Coding region: 1-1203 (400 amino acids)
Cellular component (GO): endoplasmic reticulum; Golgi apparatus; plasma membrane
Source: RefSeq, a predicted model, not a curated record